AUGGAAAAUAAUAAUAGUUAUCCUCCUUAUUUUAACCUCACCAUGUUUAUGAACUUAGGCAGUUACCGCUACCCAGCCUUUGCCCUGUGUUUCCUGUUGUAUGCUUCUAUGGUCUCAGCUAAUCUUGUCAUAAUAUUUGUAAUAGUGAGGCAGAAAAAUUUGCACGAGCCCAUGUAUAUUUUUGUUAUGUGCCUCUCGAUUAACUCUUUUUACGGCUCUACUGGCUUCUUCAUCAGAUUUCUCCGAGACCUUGUGUUUGAUACUCAUCUGAUCUCAAGGUGGGCGUGUUUUACUCAGAUCUAUGUCAUUUACACCUAUGCAUCCUAUGAGCUCACCAUUUUAGGCGUCAUGGCUUAUGAUCGGUAUGUUGCUGUGUGUCAACCUUUACAUUACCACAACAAAAUGACCUUGAAGAUGGUAUCAAAGCUGAUAGCCUUAGCGUGGAUCUGUCCAGUCCUCAUUGUGUUUGCCUGCCUUUAUCUUGCCUCCAGACUUCCUCUGUGUGGAAAUAAGAUACCAAAAGUAUUCUGUGCAAACUGGCCUGUUGUAAAACUGUCAUGUGUGUCUACUGCCCUCAAUAAUGUCAUGGGUAUGCUUGCGACCAUAAGCACUGUCUUUCUGCCCUUGGCUUUUGUGCUGUAUACAUAUGUACGGAUUUUUCUGGUGUGUCGAAAACGCUCUUCUGAGUUUAAGAGCAAAGUCAUACAAAGCUGUCUGCCACACAUUGUUACUUUCGUCAAUUACUCCAUCACUUUCUUUUGUGACAUUGCCCUCAGCAGGAUUAAUGUUGAGGAGCUGAAUCCAUUUCUGGGUGUAAUUCUGUCACUGGAGUUUGUUGUGAUUCCUCCCAUUCUCAACCCUCUUGUGUACGGUCUGAAGUUACCUGAAAUUAGAAAACAAAUCUUAAGAAUGUUGUCAUGCUGCUGCAUGUGUGCUCACACAGUAAACGUCAGAAAUAAGAGAAACACAGUCUCCCCGUCCUGA
Solea solea (common sole) is the source of this 984-nucleotide messenger RNA. RefSeq names its product olfactory receptor 51E1-like. Gene Ontology annotation, molecular function: G protein-coupled receptor activity; olfactory receptor activity. The record is from RefSeq and is a predicted model, not a curated record. Lineage: Eukaryota; Metazoa; Chordata; Actinopteri; Pleuronectiformes; Soleidae. The coding region runs from base 1 to 984 and encodes 327 amino acids. Gene Ontology annotation, cellular component: membrane. Gene Ontology annotation, biological process: G protein-coupled receptor signaling pathway. The transcript has a single exon.